GUGAUUUAUUUCAUGCUUUUCAGUGGUUUACUGAAAUAUAAUGGUAGAUUAUAUCCUGGUAAACCCACAGUGAAAUUUAUCAAAAUAUAAUUUUCACUGUGCCGGACUACUUUCUUCCCCCAAUUGGACACCUCUCUAUGUACAUGUAUAUACAUGAGGUGACAGGUUGGUUGUAGUAGCUUCCCUUUGUUUACAUGUUUGUAACAACAACAACAACACCUGUCAAAUCUGACGUCUGCUUUAGUAUACAAUCAAGAUGUCUGUAGAAGAACUGGAUCCAGAGGUCUUGAAUGACAUUUUCACAAAUUUCUUUGACCAGGAGGAAUAUGGAGACUUUCAGGUUGCAGACAGGAACUUUAGACAAGUAGAUGCUGACCAGUUUCUUAAAGAAAAUGAAAAUAAAAAUACCCAAAAGAAGACAGAGAGUGACAUGAAGUUAUUCUUCUCUUUUCUGAUGUCAAAAAAUGAAAUGAGAAAACCAGAAUACAUUCCCCCAUAUCAGCUUAAUUCAUUACUGUGUGAAUUUAUCUUGGGUGUUACCAAGAAAGAUGGCAGGGAAUAUGAGCCUACAACUUUGCGGGGCUUUAUAAGCUCUGUUGACAGAUAUCUAAAAGCAAGUGACAGCAAUGUUGCCAUAUUCAAGGACAGAGAAUUUUCCAAAACACGAGCUGUCCUUUCAAGAAAACAGCAACAGCUGAAAGGCCAGGGACUUGGCAAUAAGCCGAGAGCUGCAGAAACCAUGACAGAGUCUAUCAUUGACCAGAUGCAUGAAGCCAGGACACUAGGUGACUACACUCCAAGGUCUUUGUUACACUCCAUGUGGUUUGUAUGCACAAACCAUUUUGGAAUGCGGACAGGCAAAGAAUGCCGUGAUCUCUGCUGGGGAGAUAUUCAUCUUAGAAUGGACGAAACUUCUGGUGAGGAGUAUCUUAUAUAUGACCAAGAGAGACAAACCAAAACCAGAUCUGGUUCAAAUCCUCGGGACAUUAGAGGUACAAAACCCAAAGCCUAUGCCACUGCUGACGCCCAGAGAGAUCCUGUACAUCUGUACAAGCUGUACAGCCAGAAACGACCGGACGAAAUGUGCAAACCUGACAGCCCAUUCUUCCUUACACCAAAUGAUAAACCACAGAGAUGCUGGUUCAAAAAAAACCCACUUGGAAUAAAUAAACUUUACAACAUUAUGAGAGACAUGAAGGCUGAAGCAGGAAUUGAAAAUCCCAGAAUAACGCCUUACAGCUCCAGAAAACAUCUGGUUCAAACUCUAAACGAUGCUGGGGUCCCUGCCAACCAAAUCAUGCAAAUUUCUGGUCACAAGAAUGUGAAUUCUAUAAACAACUACAGUAAAAUCAACAACGACCAGUCGAGAAAUAUUUCUAAAAUACUGUCGAAUCAGAGAAAUGAAACCAACCUUCAAACUCAAGGAAGUGGUGCUGCCAGUGCUCCGGAGCCAUGGACUGGGCCUUUCGGAUCCAAUCGCUCUCGCAGUCUUUUUGCAAGCAGCACUUUCCACGGACCUGUGACUUUCAAUUUCCACAGUACAUCUGUAUCGGAAACACUGUCACAAAUGUCCACAGUUAACGUAGGCCGAAGUAAUGCAACUGCUGAAGAGUCCGUUUCCAACAUGCUCGAUUCGCCAGUUGCCACUGCCAGACCAUUCAAACGAAUAAGAAUGAUUCCAGAAAGUGACAGUGACUAACUGUAACACUCACGACACGAGAGUUUACAUAUAAGUCCAUUUAAAAUCCCACUGUUACACUGUUCGUAUUGUUUCUCCAGUUAUUUGUUCUAACUGUUUACCGAUUGACUGAAGUAAAACAAAAUGGCGGACUCGAAUUUUGACAAGCGCAAGUGCGCGUAUCUGCGCGUAUGAAUUUCACACAUUGUUUGUUUAAAUAUAUCUGAAGUUACAUGAAUAAAAUUUUUGAAGUACCAAAUAUAUUAUUUAUAUCCCUUACAAAUAAAUUAAUCUCCUUUCUUCUGUUAGACAAAACACAACCUGGACCAAAUUUGUAGAACUAUUUGGGACGCAUAACACAGCGCUGACAGUCGUAAACAGUGGGGCUCCCUGCGGGGGAAUUUUUAAAAAGUAAAACGAUUUUAUAAAAGAAACCACUGAAUAAGCAUGAAAUAAACAGAAAAUUUGUUUGUUUCGGUGAAAGAUCGAAAUUUAUUUCAUCUCGUGAACAUCACAUGUUAAUAUUUUCACUCGUGGCUUCGCCACUCGUGAAAAUAUUCAUGUGAUGUUCACUCGAUGAAAUAAAUUUUCGAUCUUA
This is a messenger RNA of Mercenaria mercenaria, 2276 nucleotides long. RefSeq lists its product as uncharacterized. Bases 257 to 1699 code for a protein of 480 amino acids. Gene Ontology annotation, molecular function: DNA binding. Gene Ontology annotation, biological process: DNA recombination; DNA integration. The record is from RefSeq and is a predicted model, not a curated record. The transcript has 3 exons. Lineage: Eukaryota; Metazoa; Mollusca; Bivalvia; Venerida; Veneridae.